CUCCUUUUCAGCGGCUGUUUCGUUCCUUCCUUUCCUUUCCUUCUUUUCUUUCUUCGGAGGGUCUUCUUCUCCCGUUAUUAUUAUUAUUAUUAUUUAUUGGAAGAUAUUAAGCACUGAUUUUUUCACAAUUUUUUUUUCACUAUUUAUUUUUUCACAAUUUUUUUUCACUAUUUAUUUUUUCACGAUUUUCACCUCCACAAACAACACAACAGCAUGGCCAUUUCGUCACGUUUGGCUCUCUGGGAGCAAAAGAUCAAGGAAGAAGACCGGAGCCCGCCGCCGACUUCUCCGCCUCCCAUUUUCUCAGUGAUUCCCGGCGGUUUCAUUAAGCAACUCGUUCGUGAGACAGAGAAAGAGUCCAAAGAAGCGAAGCUCAAGGAGAAAAUCCCACUGAAUUCUAAAGAAGAUCCUCCAGGGAAGGUGGACGAUGGCUCUGUGAUCAAGGACACCACCAACUUGUUGGAAGCUGGGCAAGGGAUGGCCAACAGCAAAGGUCAAGGGUCGCUGGUCCAGGGCUGGUUGAACGGCGAAGGCGAAGGGAUGGCCGAAAUCCCAGAGCGGAAGAGAGGAGCCGGUUCGAGGAUCGCGUCGCCGACCUCUCCUUCCGAUCCCUCCCAACUUCCCAGGACGUCCUUCUCACCCGAAGGAGGGAAAAAGGAUUUGGAGAAGGUUCCGGAAGCAGGGAAGAAGACCCACCACCCAACGCCGUGGAGCAAACAACGCUUGGAGAGCCUCGGAAAAGAGAACGUGAAGACGAGGGCGAAGGAUGAGGGUGUUGCCGGGCGGACGGGCCUCAGGGCGAAUAAAGGGGCGAAUAAGGAGAAAACGACAGGAGAAACGGGGAAGAAAAUAGGAGAAAACAAAGAGAAACUGGGAGAUACCGUUGGGAAAAAACUGCGGGAAAAUGAGGAGAAAAUGGCGGUAGAAACCGGGAAGAAAAUGGGAGAAAACAAGGAAAAAAUAACAGGAAAAAUGGGGGAAAACAAAGAGAAAAUGGGAGAAAUAAUUGGGAAGAAACUACGGGAAAACGAGGAGAAAAUAAUGGGAGAAACGGGGAAAAAAGUCGGAGAAAACAAGGAGAAAGUAAUAGGAAAAAUAGGGGAAAAUAAAGAAAUUGUAACAGGAAAAAUGGGGCAGAAAAUUGGAGAAAACAAGCAGAAAAUCGGAGAAAUAAUUGGGAAAAAAUUACGGGAGAAUGAGGAGAAGACGGGAGAAACGGGAGGAAAAGUGGGAGAAAACAAGGAGAAACUAAUAGGAAAAAUGGGGGAAAAUAAAGAGAAAAUAACAGGAAAAAUGGGGGGAAAGAAGGAGAUAAUAACAGGAAAAAUGGGAGAAAAGAAGGAGAUAAUAACAGGAAAAAUGGGAGAAAACAAGGAGAAAAUUACAGGAAAAAUGGGAGAAAACAAGGAGAAAAUUACAGGAAAAAUGGGAGAAAACAAGGAGAAAAUAACAGGGAAAAUGGUGGAAAACAAGGAGAAAAUUACAGGAAAAAUGGGAGAAAACAAGGAGAAACUAACAGGGAAAAUGGGAGAAAACAAGGAGAAAACGAGAGAAAUAAUUGGGGAAAAACUACGAGAAAAUGAGGAGAAAACGACGGGAGAAAAGGAGAGAAAAAUGGGAGAAAACAAGGAGAAAACGGCGAAAAAAGUGAUCAAAAGUAAGGAGGAAACGAGGGGAGAAUUGGGAGAAAAUAAGGAAAAAGUGGGAGAAAUAAUUGGGGGAAAACGGGAGAAAAUAACGGGAGAAACGGGAGAGAAAGCGAUAGAAGAAACGGAAGAAAACGAGAAGAAAAUCAAGGAAAUUGGAGAAAAACGGGAGCAAAAAUUAUCGAUCGAAACGGGAGAAAGCGAGGAAAACAAAGUCGAUCUCGGAGAAAUCACCGAUUCUUCGGAAAAGGAAGACGUCUGGUACGAAACGGAGAAAGUCUGGUUGGUCCAGAAAGAUGGGUUCACCCUGGCAACUGAACUGAAACCCGAUGUAGGGACCCCCGAGUUACCUCCAGGGAUGGUCCGGGUUCGAGUCGAGUCCGACGGUUCCGUAUUUGAAGUUGACGAGGAACAAAUCCAGAAGACCAACCCCUCGAGGUUCGACUACGCCGAAGACUUGGCCUCUCUCGUUAGCCUUAACGAGUCGAGCGCCAUCAACACCCUCGUCCACCGCUUCCGGUCGCAGCUGGUUUACACUUAUUCCGGACCAGAUCUGAUAGCCAUCGAACCGUGGUCUUCUACAACCAACAACUCCAAGAAGGCCUCCAAAGGGAAGCGGGACGGGAUGUCUCCCCACAUCUUCUCUGUGGCGCAGAAGGCCUACUGGACCAUGCUGACCCAACGCCAGGACCAGGCCAUCAUCCCUUUGGGGAGAUCGGGGUCGGGGAAGACCACCUGUUGCCAGAACGUUCUUGAGUACCUGGUGGAGAAUGCAGGCAGUGUGGACAACCGGGUCACAGUGGAGAAGAUCCAGGCCAUGUUCACCAUCCUCCAGGCCUUCGGGGCGGUCAGCGAUGGCCGCAAUGGAGUGUCCACCCGCUUCUCGAUGGCCAUGGCGCUGGACUUCAACGCCGCAGGACGCAUCACGGCCGCCCACCUUCAGACGAUGCUUUUGGAGAGGAUUCGUGUCGCACAGCAACCGGACGGAGAGGGCAAUUUCAACGUUUUUGCCCAGAUGUUGGCCGGACUUGACCUGGACCAGAGGACCCUCCUCCACUUGCACCACGUGACGGACAGCAACUCCUUCGGAAUCCGUCCUCCUUCCACUGCGGAGGAGAGGCAGUCGGGCAAGAUGUCCUUCUCCGGCCUUCAAUCGGCCUUCAGGACGAUGGGAAUCUCGAUCCAAGAGGAAGGCGCCCUCUGCAGGGUCCUUGCCGCCAUCGUCCACCUCGGGGCCGCCGGGGCUGCCAAAGUCGGCAGGAAGCAGUUCCAGAAGUGGGAGGCGGCCAAUGAGGCAGCCGAAGCUUUGGGUUGUGAGUUCGAGGAACUCUCCUCUGCCGUCUUCAAGCAUCACCUCCGCUCCAUCAUACAACAGGCCACCGGAAAUGUCACGGAAGAAGAACCCACAAAUGGUCCCAAAUUGACGGGCGUGGAAUGCCUGGAGGGAAUGGCGGCCGGGCUCUAUGAAGAAUUGUUUGCAGCCGUUGUCUCCUUAAUCAAUAGGUCCUUCUCCUCCACGCUCCUCUCUAUGGCAUCCAUUCUGGUCCUAGAUCUCCCCGGAUUCCGCAAUCCGCGCCACCACGGGAAAGCGCGAGCAGCCUCCUUCGAAGAGUUCUGUGCAAACUAUGCUCAAGAGAGACUUCAGGCUCUUUUCUACCAACGUACCUUCACCUCCACCAUGGAAAGAUACCAAGAGGAGGGCCUUGACCCCAGCUGUGACCUCCCUGGCUCCGCCCCUUCCUCUACGGUGGCUCUUGUGGACCAAAGCCCCUCCCAGGUCUCAUUGGCUUCAGCCAGGAAAGGGGCGGAGCCUCCCAAAGGCCUUCUCUGGAUCCUGGAGGAAGAGGCGUGGCUCCCCGGUUUGAGUGACAGCCGUGCCGUCCAACGCCUUGGCUCCGCCUUCGACACCCAAGAAGGGCCGGACUUCCUCCUCAGGAAGUGUGAGCAGGAAGUGCAGUUCGAGGUCGGUCACCUGCUGGGUCACGACCCCGUCCGCUACGACGCCACUGGGUGGGUCUCCAAGGCCAAGUGGAACCUCUCAGCUGAGAACGCCGCCCAGGUCUUGCAGCAGUCGAGAAUAGAGGCCAUAAAAGAGCUUUUCCAGGGCCGGUGCAAGGUCCCCCUGGUGUGCCGGUCGGUGGCGGGCCUGGAAGGGACCUCCCAGCAGGCUUUGCAGCGGAUUGGUUGUGUGCGGAAGACCUUUGCCAGCAGCUUUGCGGCCGUGAAGAAGAAGUCGGUCUGCGCUCAGAUCAAGCUUCAGCUGGAUGCCCUCUGCAAUUUGGUGAAGCGUUCCCAGAUCCAUUUUGUCCACUGCCUUCUCCCGACAACGGAAACCGAGACCCAACCAGAUCCAACAACAUUGUGGGACAUCCCGUCCUUGCGUGUCCAGCUCUCUGGGGGCCAGAUCCUGGAUGCCUUGCGGUUUCAUCGGAUUGGAUAUGCCGACCGCAUGGCGCUGACCCAAUUCCGACGACGUUUCCAGAUCUUGGCCCAACCGCUGAUGAGGAAAUACACUUCGGCUUACGAGACGACAGACGAGAAGAAGGCUUUGGAGGAACUUCUCCGUGCCUUGGAUUUGGAGAAGAAGAGCAUCGCCUUGGGACGGACCCAGGUCUUCUUGAAGGCAGGUCUUCUCUCCAGGUUGGAAAAGCAAAGGGACAAGACGGUCUCCCCAAAUCUGUCUCUCUUCCAAGCGGCCUGCAAAGGAUUCCUCUCCCGGCAGAACUACAGGAAAUUAAAGGUCCAGCGCCUGGCCAUCCGGUGCAUCCAGAGGAACCUGCUCUCCUUCCAGAGGGUCAAGGCCUGGUCCUGGUGGGCCCUCCUGGGGAGGCUCCGGCCACUGCUGACCACCAGCCGCUCCACUGACCAGCUCCAGGCCAAAGAGGAGGAACUUUCCGCCCUGAGGAAGAAACUGGAAGACUCGAAACUCCAUCGACAGAACCUGGAAUUCCUGGAAACGAAGGUCAUUGACCUCACGGCCGAGCUGCUGGACGAGCGCUUGAAGGCCGAGGCCGCUUGCCGUGUUUUGGACGCCGAGCGGUCCGAGCGGCUGAAGGGGUCACGAGAGGUCAAGGAGCUGCAGAAUAAACACAAUGAGUUGCAGAAGAAAUUAGAAGCCGCCGAGAAACAACUGGAGGAAACUCAGCAGAAGCUCAAAUUGCGGGAACUGUCCGUCAAAAGCUCCGGAAAAGGAGAGGAAUGGCAGAUGCGCUUGGAUUGUGCCGAAACGGAGAUCGGAUUCCUCCGGAAACGGAUCGCACUUUUGGAAGAACGGCUGGAAACUGAGCAAAAAGCCAAGAAAGAGAUCGAAGAAAAGCUGUCCGGGGCGCAGUCGGCGUGUGAGGCGGCCCGCCGGGCGUCGCAACAAUUCCAGCGCAAGUGCCAGCGCCUGUCAUGUGACCUGGAGGACACACGCCUCCUGGUGGAGAGCCAGCAGAACCGCAACCACGAACUGGAGAAGAGGCAGAAGAAGUUUGACCUGCAGCUGGCCCAGGCUUUGGGGGAAUCCGCGUUCGAGAAAAGUCUCCGCGAAAAAGUGACGCAAGAAAACACCAACCUCCAGUUUCAAUUCGGGAAAAUGCAAAAAAACUUGGAGGAGAAGGAGUCUGAGAAGAGUGUCCUGGUCAAGCGGCUGGAGCGGCUGACCAAUCAGGUGGCAGAACUGUGCAGCCCAUCCAAGGGCCUUGACCCGGACAAGAUGGCCUCCCUACGGAAGCAAGUCUGGGACCUGGAAGAGAGUGCGGCCAAACGAGAGCAAGAGCUCAGCCUCCAAGCUAAGAACAUUGAACACCUGGAACAGCUACACUUGCGCCUGGAGCUGGAGAUCGAGAGGAAGCGUCACCUUCACCAGAAGGAAAUGGAAGACAAAGAGGAAGAGAUGGAUGACCUCCGGGGAGCCUGCCAGAAAAAACUGCGACAACUGGAAAUGCAAUGCGAACAGGAAGCGGAGGAGAAGCAGAGGUUGCUGGCCGAAAAGCGCGACCUGGAAGGACUUAUCGCGACCUUAUGUGAACAGGUGGGCCGCCGUGACUUUGAGGCGGAGAAGCGCCUUCGCCGGGACCUGAAGCGGAGCCGCGCCCUCCUGGCCGACGCCCAGCUCCUCCUCCAGGAAAGCUCUUCCGGGUCGGAAGCCGGGUCAACAGAGGUCAAAGGCGAGAUGGAGAAGCUGCGCAGGCAGUGGGAAGAGAGCAUGGCUCGUUGUGCGGAAGCGCAGGAAUUCUCAAAGGCGAUUAACGUUGAACUGGAAGGACUUCGUUUGGAGUUGGAGAAGGUCACCCGGAACAAGAACUUGGUGGAUGAGCAGCUCUACCAACUGCAGCACGAGAAAGCGGAUCUGCUGAAGCGCAUCGACGAGGAUCAGGAAGAUCUGAACGACCUGAUGGAGAAACACAAGGCCCUCAUCGCACAGUCUGCCAAGGAUAUUUCCCAAAUCCAGGAUCUUCAGGGUCAGCUGCAAGAUUUGAAGAAAGAGAAGCAAAACCUUCAGGAAAAACUGCAGGCCCUGGAGUCCCGCCUGAAGGGUCCCUGGGGUGACGGGCUGGCGGAGCGGUCGAUCGUGAGCCGCCAGGAGGCCCUGAUCCGUGAGCAGGAGAACAAGGCCGCCUUCCAGAGCGUCCAGGUCAAGCGCCUCGAGAUGCUGGUCCUGCGCUUGCGGGAGAGCCUGAUCCGGGUGGGAGAAGAGGCGGAGCGAGGGAAGGAGAGCGAGCGGAGGGAGAAGGAGAACGCGGAGUACGCGUGGAGGCGCAUGGAGGAGAUGAAGGCCCAGAUGCAGGAGCUGCAAGAUCGGGAGAACCAGGCCCAGCACACACGGGUCCAGCUGGAGAAGCAAGUGGACGAAUUAUCGGCAGUGAGGCAGACGCUUCAAGCAGACCUGGAGACGGCCAUUCGGCGCAUUGCGGAUUUGCAGGCCGCUCUGGAAGAAGUGAGAUCGAGCGACGAAGAUGAAAGCGAUACGGAAAGCGUCCACACGGCCAGGGAAUCGCUGACCUCCAGGAUGGACACGGAGAGCGUGGGAUCCUCUUCGAUCAGCGUCCACUCCUGGCGGUCAACCUGGAGUGACCUCAGCAAAGAUCCGGAAAGGAGAUCCGUCGCUAGCAUUUGCACGGGGAAAAUUGGUGCAAACGUGCAAAGAGAAGGAGGGGAAUCGUGCAAAUCGCCCCGCUCUGCCUCUUCGUUCGCUCUUUCCGAAUACGUCGAGGAAUUGCGCCGGAAAAGGUUGAAAGAGGAAGAACUGGGGGACCCCGGCCCCAAUUUGCCCAUUUAUCAGACCACCGGAGCCUCCGUUUUGAGAAGGAGCCGCCCCGUGCAAGGGAACGACGACUCGUGCGAAGCCCUUGUGCGAAACGUGCAAGGCGAGGCGGCCGCUUCGUUGCAAGCGAAACCCUGGAAGAGUUCGUUGGAGGAGAUCAGAGAAGUGGAGAAACCCAAACCGGCGUUGAAAUUCGGCUCGUGCGAAUCCCUCGUGCGAGACGUGCAAAACGUGCAAAACGAGGCGGCCGCUUCCGUGCAAGCCAAGCCAUGGAAGAGUUCACUAGAAGAAAUUAGAGAAUUGGAUAAACCAAUAUACUCGUGCAAAUCCCUCGUGCGAGACGUGCAAAACGUGCAAAACGUGCAAAAUGAGGCGGCCACUUCCGUGCAAGCCAAACCAUGGAAGAGUUCAUUGGAAGAAAUUAGAGAAUUUCAGAAUCCGAUAUUCAACUCGUGCAAAUCCCUCGUGCGAGACGUGCAAAACGUGCAAAACGUGCAAAACGAGGCUGCCACUUCCGUGCAAGCCAAACCAGGGAAGAGUUCACUAGAAGAAAUAAGGGAAUUUCAAAAUCCGAUAUUCAACUCGUGCAAAUCCCUUGUGCGAGACGUGCAAAACGUGCAAAACGAGGCGGCCGCUUCUGUGCAAACCAAACCAUGGAGAAGUUCAUUGGAAGAAAUUAGAGAAUUUGAUCAACCAAUAUAUGGCCCGUGCAAAUCCCUCGUGCGAGACAUGCAAAACGUGCAAAACGAGGCGGCUGCUUCCGUGCAAACCAAACCAUGGAAAAGUUCAUUGGAAGAAAUAAGGGAAUCUCAGAAUCCGAUGUUCAACUCGUGCAAAUCCCUCGUGCGAGACGUGCAAAACGUGCAAAACGUGCAAAACGAGGCGGCCGCUUCCGUGCAAACCAAACCAUGGAGGAGUUCAUUGGAAGAAAUUAGAGAAUUGGAUCAACCAAUAUACGGCCCGUGCAAAUCCCUCGUGCGAGACGUGCAAAACGUGCAAAACGAGGCGGCCGCUUCCGUGCAAACCAAACCGUGGAAAAGUUCAUUGGAAGAAAUAAGGGAAUCUCAGAAUCCGACGUUCGACUCGUGCAAAUCCCUCGUGCGAGGCGAAGAAAUGACCGGGUUGGUGGGGACGAAGCCCUUGGUCUUCCAAAGCCGGCGCUUCGGGCGGGAGGCGGACCCCCGCGACGACUUCCCUCCGGCCAUCCGGACGCCGUCCAGGAGCCCCCGGAGGGACGGUCAGCGGCCCAUGAGCGUCCACUUCGAGGACGAGGUCAAGGCCAUGUUGGGGCCCAAGGACGACGACGACGCGGGCUCCUCCUCCUCCUCCUCCUCCUCCUCGUCCGGGUCCGUGGUGUCCUUCAAGGGUCAAGCGUCCAGGGCUGACCACCGGUCGGAGGCCGAAGGGAAAGAGGAUGACGUCCACAGCAUCAUGAGGAAGUACCUGGGCAAGGAGUGAGGAAAUAAUAAUAAAAAUAAUAAAAUAAAGAACCCAGAACGAAGCGCAUUCAAAACGUACGGAUUUCGAAGCCCAUCCCUUGCGAUUGUGGUGUUUUUUGCACGGAUGUUGUUGGUGUGUUUGUGAACGAGAGACAAAGAGACCGAGAGAACGAGACCUCCGCCAACUCUCUUUGUUUUAUACAAAAUAAAAUUUAAAAUAAAAUGAAUUUUAAAACCA
This is a messenger RNA of Anolis carolinensis (green anole), 8571 nucleotides long. RefSeq names its product myosin XVIIIB (gene myo18b). Gene Ontology annotation, biological process: actomyosin structure organization. Gene Ontology annotation, cellular component: cytoplasm; myosin filament; unconventional myosin complex. Gene Ontology annotation, molecular function: actin filament binding; ATP binding; cytoskeletal motor activity. The record is from RefSeq and is a predicted model, not a curated record. Lineage: Eukaryota; Metazoa; Chordata; Lepidosauria; Squamata; Anolidae.